AUGCGGUUCACAGAUCGAGCCUUUCUUCUCUCCUCGACUCUACUAGUGAUCCCUUCUUUGACUACGGCCUUUUAUCUGCCAGGUGUUGCACCGACCUCCUACGACGAAGGGCAAACAGUUCCGCUUUACGUCAACCACCUUACCCCCAGCCUCUCUCGCGAUGAUCAGCUUCAUUCGGUCUUCUCAUUUGACUACUACCAUCCGGCUUUUGGGUUCUGCCGACCCGCAGACGGUCCUAAAGAUGUGAGGGAAUCCCUGGGGAGCAUUCUAUUCGGUGAUCGGAUUCGCACCUCGCCAUUCGAACUUCAUAUGGCAAAGAAUGAGACCUGCAAAUCGAUAUGUGCAGAGGCCAAAUUCGAUGCCCGCAGCGCAAAGUGGACCAAUCGGCGAAUAGCUCAGGGCUACAACAUCAACUGGAUUGUGGAUGGGCUGCCAGCCGCGCAGUUGAACUAUGAUGGUGUUACCAAUACCAAAUUCUACAACCCUGGCUUCUCUCUGGGUGAGCUAGAUGACAAUGGGCAGGCUCUGCUUAACAAUCACUACGACAUUGUGAUUGACUACCAUAAGGUGGGCUUUGGCGGCAAGGAUAAAUAUCGCGUUGUUGGAGUGCUUGUCCAGCCUGAGUCUCGCAAGGACUCCCGGAAUUUAGAAGGUGGGACCGCUGAGUGUGGUACCCCAGGAAAUGGUCUUAUGCUCAACGAGGACGGGGAGACCACUGUCACCUGGACAUAUAGUGUGUACUGGAAGGAGUCGCCCACAGCCUGGGCUACCCGGUGGGAUAAGUAUCUUCAUGUCUAUGACCCCAAGAUCCACUGGUUCUCCCUCAUCAACUCGGCUGUCUUUGUGGUUUUCCUUGUCGGUAUGGUUAGCAUGAUUCUAGUCCGCGCACUCAAGAAGGAUAUUGCUCGCUAUAACAGGCUUGAUUCAUUCAACCUGGAGGAUUUGGAUAGCACUUCGGCUGCGAUCGAAGACGGAGUCCAGGAGGAUUCUGGCUGGAAGUUGGUCCAUGGCGACGUGUUCCGGUGCCCCAAAUCUCCGUUGCUACUGAGUGUGAUGGUUGGCAACGGUGCCCAGCUAUUUAUGAUGACCGGUGUGACUGUCGCAUUUGCCCUGCUUGGCCUCCUCUCUCCUUCCAACCGUGGAUUCCUGGCUACUGCCAUUCUCCUGAUUUCCGCCCUUUUCGGUGGUAUCGGUGGUUACGUGUCGGCACGAGCGUAUAAAACAUUCGGAGGCGAUGCCUGGAGGCGCAACAUUAUCAUGACACCUCUGUUUAUUCCUGGCAUUGUAUUUGGUACUUUCUUCACGCUGAAUCUCUUUGUUUGGGCCAAGGGAUCCAGCGGAGCCGUACCAUUUGGAACUAUGUUGGCACUGGUCUUGAUCUGGUUUGUUAUCAGCGUGCCCUUGAGCGUGGCAGGAAGCUGGUUGGGAUUCAAGCAAUCGCCGCUUGAGGGUCCUACCAAGACGAACCAAAUCCCCCGGCAGGUUCCUCCGAUGUCUGGUAGCCUGCGCACAAUUCCGUCGAUUCUGCUGACCGGAAUUCUCCCCUUCGGUGCAAUCUUCGUCGAGCUGUACUUCAUUAUGACCUCCCUCUGGACCAACAAGAUCUACUACAUGUUCGGGUUCCUGUUCCUCUGCUACGGCCUGAUGAUCAUUACCUCUGCGGCUACUACCGUCUUGCUAGUGUAUUUCUUGCUGUGUGCAGAGAAUUACCGGUGGCACUGGCGCGCAUUUAUGGGCGCGGGUAUGACCGGAGGAUAUGUCUUUGUGAAUGCGCUCAUUUUCUGGGCGACACGGGUCAGCUUUGGUGGAUUGACGGGGGCGGUGCUCUAUGUGGGCUAUUCGGCGUUGAUCGCCUUCAUUGUGUUUAUUCUGACUGGUUCCAUUGGUUUCUUCGCCAGUUGGGCAUUCAUCCACCGUAUCUAUGGCUCAAUCAAGGUAGACUAA
Molecule: messenger RNA, 1944 nt
Organism: Penicillium egyptiacum
Lineage: Eukaryota; Fungi; Ascomycota; Eurotiomycetes; Eurotiales; Aspergillaceae
Source: the annotation of a GenBank genome assembly